AUGUCUCCUUAUCACAUCUGAAAAUACCAGGAGAGUGAUCACAAACAGGUCCUGGACUUGUUCUCCAGGGGGAUGGAGGAAUACAUCCCUGCCACCUUCUACCACAUGCUGAUGCUGCCCCACUCGCUCCUGCUCUUACUUGGGGUGCCUCUCUCUCUACUCCUGGUCUAUAACUCCUGGGUCCUGGCCAUUGUGUGCAGCUUCGCCUUGCUACUUUUCCUGUGGCUCCUAGCUAGAUACCCAUGGAGACAGUAUGUGGUCACUUGUUUGGGAACAGACAUGGCUGACAUCACCAAGUCCUACCUGAGUGGAUGUGGCUCCUGCUUCUGGGUUGCUGAGCAUGGGGGGCAAGUGGUGGGUAUAGUGGGUGCUCUACCUGUCAGGGAUCCCCCACUGGGGAGAAAGCAGGUGCAGCUCUUUCACCUAUCUGUGGCCUUGAAGCACAGAGGAGAGGGGAUAGCAAAAGCUCUGGUCAGGACUGUCCUCCAGCUUGCCCAAGACCAGCGCUACAGUGAAGUUGUCCUUGAUACAAGCGCAUUACAACAUGGGGCAAUUGCCCUCUACCAGCAUAUGGGCUUCCAGAAGACAGGUGAAUCAUUGAUAGGUCCAAUAGCAAGGUUAGUGGCUUUCCCCACAGUUCAUUUCAUGUACUACCUCCCUUCUGGAAAGUGA
Molecule: messenger RNA, 672 nt
Organism: Castor canadensis (American beaver)
Lineage: Eukaryota; Metazoa; Chordata; Mammalia; Rodentia; Castoridae
Product: N-acetyltransferase 8F1-like
Molecular function (GO): N-acetyltransferase activity
Source: RefSeq, a predicted model, not a curated record